AUGGCUUCAUGUUCUUCUCAGAAUUCUCAAGCACCGAGAUCAUUACAAGAGACACUUCUUUGCGAAACACUUAACAGAAAGAAACUUGAAAUAAAUAAUGUUGAUGAAGGAAUAAGUUUGAUUAUGGAAAGACUGCGAUCAAAAAGUGUUCUUAUUGUUCUUGAUGACAUAGAUGAUACUAGUCAACUAGAAUCGUUAGCAGGACAACGGAAUUGGUUUGGUUCAGGAAGCACAAUUAUAAUAACAACUAGAGAUGUUGAGUUGUUGAGUGACCUCGAAGCGCACGAGAAGUACAUGGUAGAAACUUUAAGCUUUGAUGAAUCCUUGCAACUCUUGAGUUGGCAUGCUUUUGGUGUUCCUAUGCCAUUAGAGGAGUAUAUUGAAUUAUUCGAAAGGAUAGCAAGUUAUACUGAUGGACUUCCACUAGCACUUACAAUUAUAGGUUCUCAUUUGCGUGGCAAAUCAGUGUAA
This is a messenger RNA of Ipomoea triloba (trilobed morning glory), 471 nucleotides long. RefSeq names its product TMV resistance protein N-like. Gene Ontology annotation, molecular function: ADP binding. NCBI's taxonomy places the organism in Eukaryota, Viridiplantae, Streptophyta, Magnoliopsida, Solanales, Convolvulaceae. The record is from RefSeq and is a predicted model, not a curated record. Gene Ontology annotation, biological process: defense response. The transcript is spliced from 2 exons. The coding region runs from base 1 to 471 and encodes 156 amino acids.